This is a messenger RNA of Heterobilharzia americana, 738 nucleotides long. The record is from the annotation of a GenBank genome assembly. NCBI's taxonomy places the organism in Eukaryota, Metazoa, Platyhelminthes, Trematoda, Strigeidida, Schistosomatidae.
AAUAACCUUGCAGAUAAGUCCUUAGGGGCAUGCCGCGCUAUCCACCUGAUCGGUGGUUUGACUACAGUUCACUGGGUGUCCCAGUGAAGGGGACGCGUUUACUUCCGAUAAAACUACCUAUACCGUUAGAAAAGUCGUACAACAUUCCUCCCCAUAUGAGGUUUUCAUUAAAUGACCUCAUCGCUCGCGUUCAGUCAUGCAAUCAGUUCCUGUCAUGCGUCAUAGACUUGACGUACACAAGAUACUACUCUACAAAGUUCCUAAAUGAUAACAAUAUAAGAUAUCAUAAGAUAUAUGUGGAAGGUCAUAAAAUCCCAGAUCCAAAAUGUGUUGCACAAUUCAUCGAUCUGGUUAACAAAGAGCGCAAACAGUGUCCAGAUGGCAUAAUCGCUGUGCACUGUACACAUGGUGUAAACCGGACGGGUUACUUUAUAUGCAGAUAUCUUAUCGACCAUAUGAAUAUGAACCCCAAAGAUGCUCUUCAAGAAUUCGAAUACGCACGUGGUCAUCCCGUGGAAAGGGGGAAUUAUAUUGAACACUUGCUUUCCUCUACCGCCAGAUUGGAGUCUAGAUUAAAUGUUGAAGAAGAUGGAUCUACCUAAACGUGUACAAUAUAGCCAUUACUUUUCAUUCUUAUCUUCUAAAAUUGACAAAAAAGGACUACCAGUGGUAAUGCAAAAUGCACGAAGAGGUCGUUCUUUUUGAAAUACGAGUGAAAAUAAUAAAUUAACCAUCCAU